Messenger RNA from Fragaria vesca subsp. vesca, 720 nucleotides. RefSeq names its product zinc finger CCCH domain-containing protein 3-like. The transcript is spliced from 5 exons. The coding region runs from base 16 to 468 and encodes 150 amino acids. Gene Ontology annotation, molecular function: zinc ion binding. NCBI's taxonomy places the organism in Eukaryota, Viridiplantae, Streptophyta, Magnoliopsida, Rosales, Rosaceae. The record is from RefSeq and is a predicted model, not a curated record. Gene Ontology annotation, cellular component: U12-type spliceosomal complex.
AAAGAGAGUUGCAAUAUGCCUUUGGGGAAAUACGACUGCGAAUACUGCAACAAACAAUUCCAAGACACUCCGUACGCUCGCAGACGACAUCUUCAGUCUCUCCAACAUCUUCGAGCCAAAGCUCAAUGGUUCGACUCCUUCAAAGAUCCUAAUGAUGCUUAUGCGCAAAGCUUGGGAAGAGGGGUUUGCAAUCGCUUUGUCAACACGGGAUUUUGCCAAUAUGGGGAUGCUUGCAAGUAUUUUCACCCCAAAAACAAUCAGCAGAAUACAAUUACUCAAGGGGCAUCAGGUGUAACUGAUAAUAGUCAGUCUUCAACUAUUCAAGGGAAUCAAAUGGUUGCAGGCAGCUCUUUGCCAGAUGUGGUGGUGAGAGAUAACAUGGGAAUGUCAUGGGGAAACCUACCGCCAUCGCUAAUGCCUCCUCCGGAGGGUGGAUAUCCUCCACUUCCUUUUGUGGACUGGGGAUGAGUUCUAUGUGUCUCGUAUCCGCCAUUUAGGUAAUGCUGUACCCUUAAAUGUUACUAGCUUAGGCACUUAGCUGCACAAUGAAAUAUGGAUCCUCUCAUUGAAAUGAUGAGACACAGAGAUCGUCUUCAACCCAUGUAGGGAUGAAGCUUGUGUUCUGUAUUGUUUCACAGUUUCACAAGAACGUGUUGUUCAUGUAUUUCUCUCUUGAAGAGAAUGUUUUGUACUUAGCAAUAUAAGCUCAUUUCAUCACCA